UGGCCCGGCCCCCUUGAGGCUCCUGAGCGAGUGCAGGCGACUCCUAUCCGUAUCCAUCAGCUCGCUGGGCAACGGGGUUUUUGCCGCUGCCGCGCCCCUUCCACUUGCUCCUUCCUUUCCGCCUGAGGUGCAGGAGAGAGGGAAGGCUCCCAGUAGGCCAGCGAAGCAGCAGAGCGCGGGCGAAUCUCUUCUACGAAGGGCUAACAAGGGCCGGCUGAAUUUGCGACCUGGAGGCGGCUGCUCUAGCGGCAGCGAGGCAGUCAUAGUCAGGGGUUUCCUUAGGAACAACCAAUGGGCGGCUGUGGGUACGCUUGGCCCGGCCCCCUUGAGGCUCCUGAGCGAGUGCAGCCGACUCCUAUCCAUAUCCAUCAGCUCGCUGGGCAACGGGUUUUCUGCCGCUGCCGCGCCCCUUCCACUUGCUCCUUCCUUUCCGCCUGAGGUGCAGGAGAGAGGGAAGGCUCCCAGUAGGCCAGCGAAGCAGCAGAGCGCGGGCGAAUCUCUUCUACGAAGGGCUAACAAGGGCCGGCUGAAUUUGCGACCUGGAGGCGGCUGCUCUAGCGGCAGCGAGGCAGUCAUAGUCAGGGGUUUCCUUAGGAACAACCAAUGGGCGGCCGUGGGUACGCUUGGCCCGGCCCCCUUGAGGCUCCUGAGCGAGUGCAGCCGACUCCUAUCCAUAUCCAUCAGCUCGCUGGGCAACGGGGUUUUUGCCGCUGCCGCGCCCCUUCCACUUGCUCCUUCCUUUCCGCCUGAGGUGCAGGAGAGAGGGAAGGCUCCCAGUAGGCCAGCGAAGCAGCAGAGCGCGGGCGAAUCUCUUCUACGAAGGGCUAACAAGGGCCGGCUGAAUUUGCGACCUGGAGGCGGCUGCUCUAGCAGCAGCGAUCGUCAGGGCGCGAUGGUUUGUGGCGGCUUCUCCUGCUCCAAGAACAGCCUCUGCGCCCUCAACCUGCUGUAUACGUUGGUCAGUCUGCUGCUGAUUGGAAUUGCAGCAUGGGGCAUAGGCUUUGGCCUCAUAUCCAGUUUCCGAGUUGUCGGCGUAGCAGUUGCAGUGGGGAUAUUUCUCUUCCUGAUUGCCCUGGUGGGAUUGAUUGGGGCCGUCAAGCACCAUCAAGUCUUGCUCUUCUUCUAUAUGAUUAUUCUCUUGCUAGUAUUUAUUAUACAGUUUUCCGUCUCCUGUGCUUGCCUAACAUUGAACCAGCAACAGCAGAGCAAGCUUCUAGAAGUUGGAUGGAACAACACAAACAAUGCAAAGCAGGAUAUUGAGAGGAAUCUGGACUGUUGUGGAUACCAAAAUGUCAGUGAUGAGACCACAUGUACUGCUAAUUGUGUUCAAUUACGUUCAUGCCACCCCUGUGCACCUAUACUGAAUGCGUACUCAGGAAUGGUCUUGAGAUAUGUAGGGGGUAUUGGACUCUUCUUUAGUUUCACUGAGAUCUUGGGAGUCUGGUUGACGUACAGAUAUAGAAAUCAAAAGGAUCCUCGUGCAAAUCCUAGUGCAUUUCUUUGACUUGGAAAUUUUCUCAAGGAACUGAAUAUUUCUUUUCCUGCCUUUUUCAAAAAUGAAUUCUCCACUAACUGGCUGCUCUUCAUGUUAAGUGUGGGUUUGCACACUUGAUACAACUACACAGCUAGAAAUGCCUCAUAUUUUUGAUGUAUUCCCCUUGGAUCAAAUGGCUGGAAAUAUUUUUGUCAACUAUGUUACUACUGGGUUUGGGGUGGGGGGAAGAAUCCUUGAGGAAUGUGGAUAGAAAGUUCAACUAUUGCAGUCUUGCUGUAACUAUUUGGUUUUCCUGUCUGUUGGUUUGCUGUUGGGUUAUUUUUUGGGGGGGGGGAGGGGAAUCUCUGAUACUUCAUUUGUCAGAAAUACUUAAUCUCUGUUUCUUAAAAGAAUAGUUUAAUGCCUAGAGCUGUGUAUUUCAUUUAAAAUCUACUGUAAAUUACUUCAAUGCUGCUGGUUCCCACUGUGGUAUUUUGGGUUAAAAAAAAAGAACAACCUAGAAAUCACUUGGCAUCUGGAAACUCAUAUCCCACCUUUUGAUUAUUCCCUGUUCCCACUCCCAUUCAUUCCAGUAAACAUUAAUAUGUGAAAACCUGGGUAUACAGGUUCCUUUUGUUGUCCUUCAAUUUCAGAAUUGCUACCAUGAUUCCGUUCCAGAGCUCUUUCAGCAUUUCGGGGCAUGAACCGAUUUCUGUGUGUGAGCUUUCUCACCCACUUUAAUACUGGAGGCAGCUCUGUGUACACAAACCCACUGCUUUGGAGUGGCAGGAUGCUGUUCACAGCCAUUGAAAUUCACAGUAGAUUUGUCAUUGAGUUAGGGUAUAGAGUAUAGUUGGUGUUCUUUAAUAUGUAUUGGAGCAGUAAUAACAGGUGAGAAUAAAGAGAAAUGUGAAUUUUCCUUGUAUACCUAAUAACUUUUAUUUGAAUGAAGUAUGUAAUUGAAAUGGCUCAAGAGAGGAGAAUGUUCAGUUAAAUUGACAUACAAUUGGUCUCCAAUGCCUCAAAAGGUCUCUUUACUAUUUUUGCAAGUAGAUUGAUAAAUUAAAGUUGUAACUUAACUGUGAUACUGAUGUUGGUCUUUAGAUUUAGCUAAUUAUGUAUGUUUGUUGAUAUCUAACAUACUUGGUUAUAAUUGUGAAUUAGAAUACUGAAGAUCUAUCGUUGUAGUGCUUCAGUUUGUUUGUAUUUAAAAAAAUAAAACUUUUGUGAUGA
Molecule: messenger RNA, 2707 nt
Organism: Hemicordylus capensis (graceful crag lizard)
Lineage: Eukaryota; Metazoa; Chordata; Lepidosauria; Squamata; Cordylidae
Gene: TSPAN13
Product: tetraspanin 13
Exons: 8
Coding region: 893-1504 (203 amino acids)
Cellular component (GO): membrane
Source: RefSeq, a predicted model, not a curated record